AUGCCUGUCCAACAGAUUAACAAGACGGCCAACGUUGAGCAUCGGAUCAGGCAUCGAAGAGCCCGAGCGGCUUGUCAGGAGUGCCGAAUCAGAAAGAUACGCUGCGAUGUCGUCGAACAUGGGGUGCCUUGUUCGAACUGCUCAGGCGUGCCCGGAGUGUCAUGCGUCUUACGCCGAAGGAAGACGUCGAAAAGCCAGAGCGACGAAAGCCCACCGGACGAACAUGACCAACGGCUGCGUGAGAGAUGCCACAGUUUCCAAGCAAUUGACCCAGAGAACAUGGACGAUGAGUCUUCAUUCAGAACUCCUCUCCCCGGUCAAGGCCAGUCUGCUGCGUUCUCGACGCUUGGUGACCAGCCCACCUGGGCCGCGUUAGGAGACAUCUCAACUCAGAACACAUGGACUGGAGACGACUCCUUCCCGGCCCAGCAUCUCACAGCAGACCCAGGCUCAGCCAGUACAGGCAUCGACUUUAGUCAUUUACUUGACAUCGACGAUAUCUUCGCCUUCACUCGAGAAAAUGCAUUGCCUGGAUGCACUGGCGUUGACAGUGGCGAUCCUUGGUCUGGGACAUAUGUCCAGCAAUAUUUGAGUCCGUCUUCUGUUCGAAACUCCGUAAGUGGAAAUGAGACCAAUGAAAAGGACCGGGCUCCAUCUAUCCAUGUGCCUGGUCUCUCGACGUCGGAGGAACAAUAUCUUCAACGUGAAGGUUGUCUACAGCUUCCACCGACUGGCGUGCUAAGGCAGAUGAUCUGGUCCUACUUCUAUAUGGUCCACCCUGCGCUUCCUGUCGUGGCUGAAGAUCAAGUCUGGUCACUGUGGGAAGGUGAUACUUUCAGACUUGGGACCUUCUCGUUCCUUCUCAUGCGAGCAAUGGUGUUCGCUGCGACAAACUUUGUCGAACUCGACAUCUUGACGGCGAUGAGAUAUCAAAGUAAACGGGAUGCUAGAGUCUCUUUCUACAAACAGGCCAAGAUAUUCUUCGACAUGGGAAUCGAGAGAGAUCCGAUUGCUCUGGCACAGAGCUGCCUCUUGCUAACCUACUACGCACCAACGUACAACUCGUUACGAGUCAACUCGUUCUGGCUAAGGACCGCAGUACACUUUGCCCAGAUUGCCGGAGCAAAUCGCCACUACCGUCCUCGAGGUCCGGACACGACAAAAUCGAGCCUGCUCAAACGUAUCUGGUGGGGCGUCAUAUUGCGAGAUCGUAUCCUCUCGCUUGGUCUGCGCAGGACCUCCCAAAUCGUUCUUACUUCGUCGUGGAGCGACCAGUCCAGUCUACUGAACGCUAGUGACUUCGACUCGGAACUAGGACGUUCGGCCGUUCACAGCUUAGACGCCCAGCAUCGAAUCAUAGAAGUCAUCUCGACGACGUGCAGGCUUAUGCAGCACCUCACCGAUGCUCUCGAUCUGUACCGUCACGAGAGUCUCGAAGAGCGUCUCGAACAUGCCGAGUCGUCACUAGCAACCAGCGUCAACCACAUACAACGAGCGCUUAUGAGCUUGAGAAUCUGGUACGAUCAAGCCAUUGCGGACUUCCCCUUCCCAAUCGGCCUCGACGAUGCCGAUGAGACUCCCUCGAUCUGCAUAUGCGCCAACAUGAUGUUUUGCUACUACUCGAGCGCAGUCUUCGCGCUCAACCAGCAUCUGAUUCUGUUGGCCGAGACGUUCCCCAGCGCGAGGACGCUCUUCUCCGUCGAUCAAACCCGAGAGUCGCUGGAGAGCUCAAACAAGGACGUAGGACAACGAAUCCAGGAGUUCGUUCAGGUCCGCCUGGUCAAAUACUUACCCAUCAGCGCGUCAGCCUUCAUCGCCAUUCCGCUUGUUCUCCAAGCCAUCAAUGUGGCAGCCGUUCGUGGAGCCAAGACCGAAGCAAUUGAGAACCGGCGUCUCCAGAUCUUCACUCGCACUCUGCAAGCCCAACAAGACCACUUCGAUGGCUCUGAUUUCUGCGCGGAUGUCUUGUCCAAUAUCGUCGCCUACGCGUUGAAAGACGAGAAAUUCCAGAGCUCGAUGGCGAACUGGCGAGAUGGCAGGAAUGGCAGUGCGAACGACUCCUCUUCGGUGUCUUCUUCAAGUGGUCAGGGGAAAGUCAAACUCGACUGGGCGAAUCUCGUCUACCGGCGGCCAAGGCUAUUCUUGAGACUGAUGCUGUAUCUAGACUAUGCGCUUUGUACAGGUGGACCACCUCAAGAGGAGGACUUCCCAUUGGUGUUGAGAGAGAGCACGGCGUGA
Molecule: messenger RNA, 2238 nt
Organism: Zasmidium cellare ATCC 36951
Lineage: Eukaryota; Fungi; Ascomycota; Dothideomycetes; Mycosphaerellales; Mycosphaerellaceae
Exons: 3
Coding region: 1-2238 (745 amino acids)
Biological process (GO): DNA-templated transcription; regulation of DNA-templated transcription
Molecular function (GO): zinc ion binding; DNA binding; DNA-binding transcription factor activity, RNA polymerase II-specific
Source: RefSeq, a predicted model, not a curated record